Messenger RNA from Entelurus aequoreus (snake pipefish), 6147 nucleotides. It is a transcript of the gene nrxn3a, whose product is annotated as neurexin 3a. The transcript has 24 exons. The record is from RefSeq and is a predicted model, not a curated record. Bases 503 to 4894 code for a protein of 1463 amino acids. NCBI's taxonomy places the organism in Eukaryota, Metazoa, Chordata, Actinopteri, Syngnathiformes, Syngnathidae.
AGGCGACGUGUGUGGACGCUUCAGCCCGCCGGAUGGUCACCUGCGCCCGGCCCCGGCGAGCUGCUUUUACACGCAUCGUGGAGGUGAAAUAUUCCACUCUCCGUGACACGGGAUUAAUCCUUUUACUGCUGUCGCUGCUCUGAUAGAUGGAGUGAUGGACGACAGAGAGACCAGCAGAUCCCAGAUCAGCUUUCUUUGUGAGUGCACAACAUGAAGGAGGAACUUCCAGCAGGACCUUGCACCAAAAGCACAUGCACUAAAGUGUGAAGACACCUUACCUCCUCUGUGGACCCUCAGGAGGAAGCACAGAUGUGAUCGGCCUAAAGACUGUUAGCUGCAACGACUGUUCUUCUCUAUUUGUCCUUCGUCUUUUACAAGCCUAUUUUUCUACCAUGUUUGUCUGAGUAGACCUCAAACACCAUGCACAUAGUGACUGGACGUUAGUCCAACCAGAUUGAGUUCCAAUCCAACAUUUUUGGGAUUAACCUAUUUUUUUGCAAUUAUGGAUCUCCUGAGUUUUUGUAUGAAACUGCAGAUGUUCCUCAGCACAUGUAUGGGACUGGACUUUUUAGGCACGCCAGGUCAGUGGGCUCGCUACCUCCGUUGGGAUGCUAGCACCCGUGGCGAUCUCAGCUUCCAGUUCAAGACCGAGUUCUCCGAAGCACUGCUGCUCUACUUGGAUGACGGCGGCUAUUGUGACUUUCUGCAGUUGUCCGUGGUCCAGGGUCGACUCCAGCUGCGUUUCAGCAUAGACUGUGCGGAAACCACACUUGUGUCCGACAGAAGGGUGGACGACAACAACUGGCACUUUGCAACUCUGAGCAGGUAUAACUUGCGCACGGUUCUGGCACUGGACGGACAGGCCAAAGCAGACGAGGUGCGUCCUCAGCGGCAGUUUAUGAAAAUUGUCAGCGACCUGUUCCUGGGCGGAGUUCCUCAGGAUAUCCGAAGCGGCGCACUCACACUGCCCACGGUGCGGAACAUGCAGCCCUUCAAGGGCACAAUCACAGACCUGAAAUAUGGCAAGUCCCAACCCCAGUUCCUAGGAAGUCUGAAAGUGUCCCUGGAGUCUGAGGGGUGGUGCACCGUCAACCCGUGUGAGAAUGGCGGCACGUGCGCAGUGGUGGACGGACAAGUGGUCUGUGAUUGCUCUCUAACAGAAUACAAAGGACGGUUCUGCACUGAAGAGCUCAGCAGAAAAACAGCAGGUGUUGCACACAUGAUGGCAGAACAAGCUAAAAGCAAAGCACGAGAAGAGAACGUGGCCACGUUCCGAGGUUCCGAGUACUUCUGCUACGACCUCUCUCAGAACCCCAUCCAGAGCAGCAGUGAUGAGAUCACCUUGUCCUUCAAGACGUGGCAGCGGAAUGGCCUCAUCCUCCACACGGGCAAGUCGGCCGACUACGUCAACUUGGCGCUGAAAGACGGCGCCGUGUCUCUGGUCAUCAACUUGGGCUCCGGAGCCUUCGAGGCCAUUGUUGAGCCGGUCAACGGCAAGUUCAACGACAACUCCUGGCAUGACGUCAAAGUGACUCGCAACCUCCGACAGGUGACAAUAUCAGUGGAUGGCAUUUUGACCACCACGGGUUACACCCAGGAUGACUACACCAUGCUGGGAUCAGAUGACUUCUUCUACGUUGGUGGAAGCCCGAGCACAGCUGACCUGCCUGGGUCUCCUGUCAGCAACAACUUCAUGGGUUGCCUCAAGGAGGUGGUGUACAAGAACAACGACAUCCGCCUGGAGCUGUCCCGACUGGCCCGUAUCGUGGACCCCAAGAUGAAGAUCCAGGGCGAGGUGUCCUACAAGUGUGAGAACGUGGCCACCCUGGACCCCAUCUCCUUCGAGACUCCCGAGGCCUACAUCAGCUUGCCCAAGUGGAACACCAAGAGGAUGGGGUCCAUCUCGUUUGACUUCCGCACCACGGAACCCAACGGCCUCAUCCUCUUCACCCACGGCAAACACCAGGAGCGCAAAGAUGCCGCCCGCAGCCAGAAGAACACCAAGGUGGAUUUUUUUGCUGUGGAGCUCCUGGAUGGAAGCAUCUACCUGCUGUUGGACAUGGGAUCUGGUACCAUCAAGGUCAAGGCCACACAGUCUAAGGUCAACGACGGUGCCUGGUACCAUGUGGACAUCCAACGAGAUGGCCGCUCAGGCACCAUCUCUGUAAACAGCAGAAGGACCCCGUUCACAGCGAGUGGGGAAAGUGAAAUCCUGGACCUGGAAGGUGACAUGUACCUGGGCGGUCUUCCCUUGGAUCGCGCUAACCUCAUCUUGCCCACCGAGCUGUGGACAGCGAUGCUGAACUACGGCUACGUGGGCUGCAUCCGAGAUCUCUUCAUCGACGGCCGCAGCAAAGACAUCCGGCAGAUUGCCGAAGCGCAAAAUGGUGCCGGGAUUAAACCUUCUUGUAACAAGCAACCUGGCAAACAGUGUGAGAGUUACCCCUGCAAGAACCGAGGUGCCUGCAAGGAAGGCUGGAACCGCUUCAUCUGUGACUGCACUGGCACCGGUUAUUGGUCCCGCACUUGUGAGAGAGAGGCUUCCAUCCUGUCCUACGACGGCAGCAUGCACAUGAAGGUGGUGAUGCCCACCAUCAUGCACACCGAGGCAGAAGAUGUCUCCUUGCGCUUUCGCUCUCAGAGGGCCUACGGCCUCCUCAUGGCCACCACCUCCCGAGAGUCAGCCGACACACUCAGGUUGGAGUUGGAUGGAGGCCGUGUCAAACUGACGGUCAACCUAGACUGUAUCAGGAUAAACUGUAACUCCAGCAAAGGACCGGAGAUGCUGUAUGCCGGGCAAAAGCUCAAUGAUAAUGAAUGGCAUACAGUGCGUGUGGCGCGUCGCGGCAAAAUCUACAAGCUAAUCGUUGACGAUGAUGUAGCAGAAGGCCAAAUGGUGGGUGACCACACGCGUCUGGAGUUCCACAACAUUGAAACAGGCAUCAUGACGGAGCGCAAAUUUGUUUCAAGCAUCCCCUCCAGCUUUAUCGGUCAUCUGCAGAGCCUCAGAUUUAACGGCAUGCUCUACAUCGACCUGUGCAAGAAUGGUGACAUUGAUUUUUGCGAGCUCAACGCCCGCUUCGGGAUACGUUCCAUUAUUGCCGACCCGGUCACCUUCAAGUCCAAGAGCAGCUAUCUGAGCCUGGCCACCCUGCAGGCCUACGCCUCCAUGCACCUCUUCUUCCAGUUCAAGACCACCUCCCCUGACGGCUUCAUUCUCUUCAACUCAGGAGAUGGCAGUGACUUCAUUGCUGUGGAGCUGGUCAAAGGGUACAUCCACUAUGUGUUCGACUUGGGAAAUGGGCCAAAUCUGAUCAAGGGCAAAAGUGAAAGGGCCCUGAAUGACAACCAGUGGCACAAUGUGGCCAUCACCCGGGACAACAGCAACACCCACACCCUGAAGGUGGAUGCCACUGCCACCAGCCAGAGCAUCAAUGGGGCCAAGAACCUGGACCUUAAAGGAGACCUCUUCAUUGCUGGACUGGGUCCUGGCAUGUACGGCAGUCUGCCUAAGCUGGUGGCCUCCAGAGAAGGUUUUCAAGGGUGUUUGGCUUCAGUGGACCUGAACGGGCGCCUCCCAGACCUGAUCAGCGACGCGUUGUUUCGUAGCGGGCAGAUUGAGCGUGGAUGUGAAGGUCCUAGCACCACCUGCCAGGAGGACUCCUGUGCCAAUAUGGGCAUUUGCAUCCAGCAAUGGGAGAACUACACCUGUGACUGCUCCAUGACCUCCUUCACCGGGACUCAGUGCAAUGACCCUGGGACCACAUACAUCUUUGGCAAAGGAGGCGGACUCAUCACCUUCCAGUGGCCAGCCAAUGAGAGACCGAGCACCAGGACUGACCGGCUGACCGUGGGCUUCAGCACCUCGCUGAAAGAUGGCAUCCUGGUCAGGAUCGACAGCGCUCCUGGUCUGGGGGACUACCUCAUGCUGCACAUACAACAAGGCAAAAUUGGUGUGACAUUUAACAUCGGGACGGUGGACAUCAGUGUGCAGGAAGGCAGCACCCCGGUGAACGACGGGAAGUACCAUGUGGUCCGCUUCACCAGGAAUGGCGGUAAUGCUACGCUGCAGGUGGACAACUGGUCCAUCAAUGAACAUUUCCCCACAGGGAACAGUGACAUUGAACGCUAUCAAAUGGCCAACAAGAAAAUUCCUUUCAAAUACUCCAGACCAGUGGAAGAAUGGCUCCUAGAAAAAGGACGCCAGCUCACCAUCUUCAACACUCAAGCCACGGUUGCAAUCGGCGGGAGUGACCGAGGUCGUCCCUUCCAGGGCCAGCUGUCGGGUCUUUACUACAACGGACUGAAGGUGUUGAACAUGGCGGCUGGAAACAACCCCAACAUCAAAGUUAACGGCAGUGUGAGGCUGGUGGGGGACGUCCCCGGUGGGGCGGGCUCCGCCAGGUCCACGGCCGUGCCCUCCGAUUUGUCCACCACCUUCAUCGAGACCACCACCAUGAUGUCCACCACCACCACACGCAAGCACAGAUCCUCUUCAACGAAGCAUACCUCGGAUGACAUGGUGUCGUCUGCGGAGUGCUCCAGUGACGACGAAGACCUGGAGGAGUGUGAAACUGGUCAUCCAGGUGGGCUAGCACUUCCCACAGAACCAGGCGUCAGGCCGGGGCCUUCAGAAGUGGUCCGGGAAUCAAGCAGCACCACCGGGAUGGUCAUCGGAAUUGUGGCGGCCGCUGCCCUGUGCAUCCUCAUCCUUCUUUAUGCCAUGUAUAAGUACAGGAACAGGGACGAAGGCUCCUACCAGGUGGACGAGAGCAGGAACUACAUAACCAACUCAGCUGUACAGAGCAAUGGUGCUGUCAUGAAGGACAAACAGCACAGCUUGAAAGGCAGCAAUAAGAAGCAGAAGAACAAGGAUAAGGAGUAUUACGUCUGAGAGAGAGGGACCACAGAAGGACUACGAGAACUUUGGACAACUGACCAAUGAUGGUAUUAUUUGGAUCCUUCGCUGUGCUGACAAGAGGAACUGAUGACAUGUACUAUAAUAUUAAAGCACACUUACAUACUGAGGAGGCAACUUUAGAGACCUUACUCUUCUAUCUGGUCAGAGACAUUAGAGGUAUGUCCCUGCUCCAUCUACGUGACUUUUAGAGAUCCUUGACAUUCAAACACAAACCUUAUUUUGUACGGUGACAAGAAGCCUCACGAGCUCAGCAUGUAAGCAAGGCGUACGUAGUGCUUAACAAGAUGGGCUCAGGCAUACAAUCGUCCAAGUUUUAAAAAAAACAACAAAUAUGUAUGGUUUAUAAAUACUAGAUGUGGUGUCUUCUCUAUUUUUGCUUUGAGCAAAAUAAAAAGUGAGGUGAGAAAAAUAACAAGAAAACAUGCUCUGUCUGUGGAACGAGCAAAUGGACAGAAGUUGCAUUCCGUACAAUUAUUCUGAUUGUCAAUCACACUUUGUCUCAAAAAGUGUUCUCUUGAGGAAAAAAAGCAAAUGAUUGUAAAAUGCAUGUCAUCCUAACUUACAGUACAACAGUGUUUCAAAUGAUGCCCAGUGGGUCUUCGUCGGAGAACCCAGUCCCUCCCCGGGUUUUUGGACCGGCCCAAAUGGGAUCUCUCAAAUAGGUUCUUAUCUUUUUGCAGAACUCUACCUUAGUUCGGUGUUCUCUUUUCUACCAAGGAGUGGGGAGGAACACAAAUGCAGUACUCAAACAUUGUUCACACGAGUAUACCGGAAUAAUGGUGAAAGUGUCAAUAUGUAUCUAUCGUCACAGUCAACUGUGUCAAAAAAACAAAAAAACAAAUUUGUUUACAUAUUUUAUUACAUACUAACUGUUGUACUUUGUAGGUAGGAAAUUGUACAUAUAUGAUGACAGUUUUAGUACCUCUAUUGUACAGACUGAACAUAUUCAUGACAAAGUCUAUUUACUGUUCAUUUACACAGAGAAAAAGAAUGUGGAGAAUAUUUGGUAAGAAAUGCAAAUGUCUUGUUAGCCUAGCGACCUCAGCAGAGAUGUUUCUAAAGUUGCAUGAAUAUUUAUCUACUGGAAGAAAAGAAGUUGCCCUUCCUCCUGUGUCACUGCUAGCCUUUCAAUGCUCUCAUCCCUUUGGAAAGAAAAGUCAGGACAAUGACAAUUUGAAAGAAUGGGGGCUCAGUGUCGUUGUUUGUUUAAUAAAAUAUUGGAAAAA